Spinacia oleracea (spinach) is the source of this 660-nucleotide messenger RNA. RefSeq lists its product as uncharacterized. Gene Ontology annotation, molecular function: nucleic acid binding. Bases 1 to 660 code for a protein of 219 amino acids. Gene Ontology annotation, biological process: DNA integration. The record is from RefSeq and is a predicted model, not a curated record. NCBI's taxonomy places the organism in Eukaryota, Viridiplantae, Streptophyta, Magnoliopsida, Caryophyllales, Amaranthaceae. The transcript has 2 exons.
AUGGAUAUCGUAGGACCCUUCACAACGGCCUCCGGUGGCAGGAAGUUCUUAAUUGUCGCAGUAGAUUACUUUUCGAAAUGGAUAGUGGCCGAUCUGGUAAUGAAGAUAACGGCCAACCAAGUACGGAAGUUUAUCUGGAAGAAUAUAAUAAAAAGGUUCCGAAAACUGAGAGAAAUAUUAUUCGAUCACGGAGUCCAAUUUGACUGCGCACCGAUCCGGGCUUUCCUCGCAGAAUACCGAAUCAAAUUCGCCUACUCCUCAGUCUGCCAUCCCCAAAGCAACGGCCAGGCAGAAGCCACCAACAAACAUAUACUCACGGCGCUAAAGAAAAAGUUGGGCGGAUUCAAAGGAAAAUGGGCAGAAACAGUGCCAAAGGCACUAGCUAGAUUUCCUGCCCGAAGUCAGGCUACAAGCAGAAAUCAGGUCAGCAACAUAAUAAAUAGGAUAAGCAGAGCUUAUAACAAACGUGUGAAGCACCGGAAACUGGAGGUAGGCGAUUAUAGUGCUCCGUCCCGCCGAAGCAACCGGAAAAGCACAAAAACAAGGCAAGCUUACAGCAAACUGGGAAGGGUCGUACAAGAUAUGGGAGGAAGUCAUAGCCGGAUCCUACAGGCUAAUGCAAAUGGAUGGAACACCACUAAAAAGCUCAUGGAACGCUAA